Molecule: messenger RNA, 1032 nt
Organism: Macrosiphum euphorbiae (potato aphid)
Lineage: Eukaryota; Metazoa; Arthropoda; Insecta; Hemiptera; Aphididae
Source: the annotation of a GenBank genome assembly
AUGGACUAUGAAAAAAUGUUAACAAAAGGGGCGUUAAGGUCCAUCAAGAACGAUGAAAGAGUUCAAUGUCCUGUCAUGCAAGUUAUUGAUAUUAAAGAACUUUCAAAAAAUCUGGUUUAUAACAAUAAUAAUAUAAUUAUGAAAAGUUAUAUUUUAUCUGUUUCUGACGGUGAAAAUAUUAUGAAUUCUGUUGAGAUGAACAUUGGCUUGAACCGUAUGGUUUCUACUAGAGAACUUUCCAAAUUUUCCAUUAUAAAGAUAAAUCGUUAUAUGAUAACUAAUAGUGUUGCACCAGCUAAACAACCAAGAAAAGGCAUUAUUUUUACAGAUUUGGUUGUUGUUGUAUCAGGUUCUAUUGUUUUUAAGACUAUUGGUAACCCUCAACCAAUUAUUUAUAACAUUGAACCAAUGCUUAGAACGGAAGCUUCAGUUCAGACGGUUCAAGUUUACGAAGAAAUUAGAGUAUUGCAUACAAAGCAUCAUAUAUGGAGAUCACUUAUAGAAACAGAACAAUAUUCAAGAUUAUUGACAGUGGGUGCGUUACAAUUUAUUGUGAACAAUGUAGAAGUCAAAUAUCCUGUCAUGCAAAUCCUUGGAAUUAAACAAGUGACAUCUGAUUACUUAGGAAUAAUCAAAUAUCGUUUAAUGAUUUCGGACGGUCAACAUUACAGCACUUUAGUAAUGUUAGCUACUCAGUUAAAUAAUAUGAUUACUGAAAGCUAUAUAAAAAAAUUUUCAAUCAUAUAUAUAAGAAGUUAUGCAGUCAGUCAACUAAGUGCGACUAAUAAAAAACUCAUUCUCAUUUUGGAUUUGAUUUGUUUGGAUGUUUGUCUGGAUAGAAUGAUUGGUGAUCCUAAACCAGUCGUGGAGCAUUCUGGUCAAGUAGUUGAGAAUAGUAUACCUGCUUCAACUGAUGAGAUUCCGGAACCAAGUGUUGAAAUGGGCACUUCAGCACCACCAACAUCACCAAUAGAUCCGGAUCAGGAAGUGGAGAAUUUACCUUUGAAUUUAGAUAUGUUACACAUUUCUUAA